Messenger RNA from Rotaria socialis, 558 nucleotides. Lineage: Eukaryota; Metazoa; Rotifera; Eurotatoria; Philodinida; Philodinidae. The record is from the annotation of a GenBank genome assembly.
AUGGAAACAAAUACGUUUUCUUUUCAUUCAAAUGCUAUUGUACCCGUAAACAAGAGUGAUGAGUUUUUGUGCCUUAUGUUUGGUACAUAUGAAUCUGUUAAUUCAUCAGAUCGUAUUUUACUAGUUCGAGAUCAAGAUACUAUAUGUAUUCAACCUGGCAAUACGUGUUUACACAUACAUAUUUGUGAAUCAUUUGCUCUUCGAGCAUUUGAAUUUUUUUAUCUAACUGGAAACAUUGAUAUCAAUGAGACUCUUAUCAUUAUAAGAACAUAUUGUCAAAAACGACAAAUUAGACCAGAUAUCGUAAAAACUGAAGAAACGAUAAAAUCAACAAUUUUAGAUAGACGAAUUAACAAUAUUGAAUCAAAUUUUUUUACGUGCAUCAUUAUAUUGUAUGAUUCAGACUAUCGUGAUUCACAAGAAGAAAAUAUUGAUCUCGAUGUUUUAUUAGGACCAGUUUAUUCUACGAGAGGCACUAAGAGAAAAAGCCAAGCAGUACCAUCUGAUAAUGAUCAUAGUGAUUCAGAUGAAUCGUCGGAUGACGACGAUUGUCUUUGA